Molecule: messenger RNA, 7364 nt
Organism: Acinonyx jubatus (cheetah)
Lineage: Eukaryota; Metazoa; Chordata; Mammalia; Carnivora; Felidae
Gene: SAMD8
Product: sterile alpha motif domain containing 8
Exons: 6
Coding region: 1781-3070 (429 amino acids)
Biological process (GO): ceramide biosynthetic process
Cellular component (GO): Golgi membrane; endoplasmic reticulum membrane
Molecular function (GO): ceramide cholinephosphotransferase activity; protein binding; sphingomyelin synthase activity
Source: RefSeq, a predicted model, not a curated record
UCGCUCGCUCUCUCUCUCAAAAAUAAGCUUCAAGAAAAAAAAGAUUUAUUUGACUGGACCAGAGACCUGUUCAUUGUAGGGCAGGGUUUUUCAAUAUCAGCACUCAAUAUCAACAUCUUGAAUCAGUUAUUUCUUUGUUGUGAAGGGCUAUGCUGUGCUUUGUAGAAUGUUUAACAGCAUCUGUAGCCUCUGCCCUUUAAGUGACUCCCUACUUGUAACAACCAAAAAUGUCUCCAGAAAUUGCCAAAUGUUGGGGAAGGGGUAGCAAAUUGCCCCCAGUCAAACAACUACUGCUUUAGGAUUAAUUUUGUCUUACUAUUAUGCAAGGUCUUCCUAUGCACUUUGCCUAAUGCCCCAUGAAUUGUGAGAUUCUUUUGGUUUUUUUCAGUCUGUUUGGGGUAGGCAUUUGUAUUGGUCUUGUGUGUGUCCUGAGUGUUGUUCCCUCUAAUCUUUCUGGGUGGUGCUUUUUUCAGUCCUGUUUUGUUUCCUCGUGUGUAUGUGAUGAUCAGCAUUUUAGCUGCACGUUCAAAGGACAAUCUCUGCAGAUCUCUGGGGUUCUGUCUUAGUCUUUUCAGGCUACUAUAACAAAAAUACUGUAGACUGGGUGGCUUAAACAAAGCACACUUAUUUCUCACACUUCUGGAGACUGAAGAGUCCAAGAUCAAAGCCCAGCAGAUUUGGUAUCUGGUGAGAGCCUGACUCUGCCUCAUAGUCAGUCAUCUUCUAGUUAUGUCUUUAGGUGGUGGAAGGGGUGAUAAAAUUCUCUGGAGUAUCUCUUAAAAGGCAACUAAUCCCAUUUAUGAGGGCCCUGCCCUCAUGACUAGUCACCUCCUAAUUGGGGGGUUAGGAUUUCAAUAUAUGAAUUUUGGAGAGACAAAGCAUUCAGUCUAUAACAAGUUCUCUGUCCGUGCAUCUUUCUCUUCUCCAGUAAUCUAUUUCAUGAACACUAGCCACCUGGAUCUCCCCAGACCCUCAGCUCUAUCUCCUCAACUCAGCAAGUCCGCCAGCCCUCACCCAUUUUGUGUCCUGUGUCACACAUGACUUGGAACCUCUCAGGGCAGUAAGCUGGGGCAGUAGGGUUCACUUUGUAUUCUGUCUGGCAGCGAUCUUUUUUGUCUGAUACCCAGUGUCUUGAUGCUGGUUUUUCUCUCCCAUGUAUUUUGUCUAUCAUUUGAUUAUUUGUGGUGGGAGGGUAAAUUUGGUCCCUCUCAUUAAAUCUUGGUCAAAAAUGGAGUCCCUUUAAACCUUAAUUGAUUCAUAUUAAUUAUUGAUUAAAGCUGAAAGUGUUCUUAAACACUAACUUAAUUUCAUUUUUUUGGAUUUAUAUGAAACUCAUAGCCGUCAUAUCUCUGUUCAAAAUUUCCUGUUCCAUGUAGUUUCUAUGGCACAACAUAAAUACUAAAUUGGCCCUAAAGCCUUUUAUCAUCUUUUUAAUAUACCUCUUUAGUGCAGGUUUUCAUGGUGUUACAUAAAUAUGGGCCUCUAACUAUAUGUAGUAGCAUACAAUUAAAGGACAUGUCCUGACCUGAUGAAGCACAUUAGUGGAGUGUGUCAUGUUUUUAGGACAUUGCCACAGCAGGCUCAAAGACUUCCAGAAGGCUUCCUUGUGUUACUCGUUUUGUAGCAGCUAAAACACCAGCAUCAAACUCUGAUUGUUGGCCCAAUUGAGAGUAUAGAGAACUGGUGAUCUAAGACAGGGGAAAAAAAAGAAAACAACAAAGAGAAGAUCAUUUUGAACAGUGUAUGAGACAAAACCGUACUGAAGGAUAAUGCUAUAAGGAUGGGAGUGACUUGGAACCCAUUGGUGGCAGUGGAAAAGGAAAUGGCUGUUCCUAAUCACCUCUGCAUUCGCCGCUGGACUACCAAGCAUGUAGCUGUUUGGCUGAAGGAUGAAGGCUUUUUUGAAUAUGUGGACAUUUUAUGUAAUAAGCACCGACUUGAUGGAAUCACAUUGCUAACAUUGACUGAAUAUGAUCUCCGGUCUCCUCCUCUGGAAAUCAAAAUCUUAGGGGACAUUAAAAGGUUAAUGCUCUCAGUCCGAAAAUUGCAGAAAAUACAUAUUGAUGUUUUAGAAGAAAUGGGAUACAACAGUGACAGUCCCAUGGGUUCCAUGACACCUUUCAUCAGUGCUCUUCACAGCGCAGAGUGGCUCUGUAAUGGAGAGCCUUCACAUGACUGUGAUGGACCAAUCACUGAUUUGAAUUCUGAUCAGUACCAGUACAUGAAUGGUAAAAACAAACAUUCUAUUCGAAGAUUGGACCCAGAGUAUUGGAAGACCAUAUUGAGUUGUAUAUAUGUUUUUAUAGUAUUUGGGUUUACAUCUUUCAUUAUGGUUAUAGUCCACGAGCGAGUGCCUGAUAUGCAGACCUAUCCACCACUCCCAGAUAUAUUCUUAGACAGUGUUCCUAGAAUCCCAUGGGCCUUUGCCAUGACAGAAGUAUGUGGCAUGAUUUUGUGCUAUAUUUGGCUCCUGGUUCUUCUUCUCCACAAACACAGGUCAAUACUUCUUCGAAGGCUCUGUAGUCUGAUGGGUACUGUGUUCUUGCUUCGCUGCUUUACCAUGUUUGUGACCUCCCUCUCCGUGCCAGGACAGCACCUGCAGUGUACUGGAAAGGUAUAUGGCAGUGUAUGGGAGAAACUGCGCCGGGCCUUUGCCAUUUGGAGUGGCUUUGGUAUGACCCUAACUGGUGUUCACACUUGCGGAGAUUACAUGUUCAGUGGUCACACAGUCGUCCUAACUAUGCUGAAUUUCUUUGUCACUGAAUAUACACCAAGAAGCUGGAAUUUCUUGCACACUUUAUCCUGGGUUCUCAACCUCUUUGGAAUCUUCUUCAUUUUGGCUGCCCAUGAACAUUAUUCCAUUGAUGUGUUUAUUGCCUUUUAUAUCACGACAAGACUCUUUUUGUACUACCAUACUCUAGCCAAUACCAGAGCAUAUCAGCAGAGUAGGAGAGCAAGAAUUUGGUUUCCCAUGUUUUCUUUUUUUGAAUGCAAUGUUAAUGGUACAGUACCUAAUGAAUAUUGUUGGCCAUUUUCAAAACCAGCAAUAAUGAAAAGAUUAAUUGGAUAAAGACUACCUUUGUAAUGGGUUCUUGAUUAAAUAUAUAGUAGUUGUCGAAAGUAAGUAACUUUGCUUUCUCCCCCUAGGUUGUUCCUGGAUGCCUUGCUUUUGGGCUUAUAUGUUGACAAAGUAAAGUUCAUAUUCUGAGCAAGGCUAUGAUUAUAGAAAUCAAGAACAAUCAAGAGUCCUUACAUAUCUGUUUGAAUAGGAAGCUUAAGUUUAAGUAGAUGUUUCCUGACCCUUCUUUUUCAACAAACUUAAUGUUGUGAUUGAAGUCAGAUUGUUACCUUUACCUGUUGAGUACUGGCUUGUUGAACUUAAGCAAUUUGCUGGUUGAAAGUGGUUUUGUUUGUUUGUUUGUUUGUAAUUUCAUUAGGACUCUAGUCAAGAAAUAAUUUUUUUUAAGCUCCUUAAUAUCUUCAAGGGAAAAACCCCUACCAAGUGAGCAGUAUUUGUUCUUUGAACUGAUCUCUGUAUUCUUGAAAAUUGCAACUCUAGAAAGUAAUCUGUAUUACUAACAAAUAAUUUUUGCCUCCUGAACCAUCUUUAAGAAAAGUAUACUGAACAUGCCAGGAUGCCUGAAACAAGAAGAAAAUGAAAGGGGCUAUCCAUGAGGUAACUGAGUACAAAUAUGGUACUGGCAUUUUUCACCAAAGAUAAAACACAAGAUGCAGUUCCUAUUUUGUUCUGAGGGCUCAGUAUGACCAUCAGUCAGUAUUUUUGAGGGAAAAGUGGCUGCAUCCAUAAAAAUCAAAUUGGCUUAAUUUUAGUGAGGUAGGUACCUGGAACAACUUUGUGCUGUAGUUGUUAGUUAGACUUAUGACAACCCAAUUUUAUGCUAUUUAAUGAUGUUAUUUAAUGAGUAAAAUAGUGGAGUGUUUUACCAAAUGUUAGAUAAAGUUCUGAUGUCUUUAAGUAGGGAGGUUUGCAUGCAAAGAAUAUUUUUUCUAUUUCUGAAAAGAAAUGAUAACAGGUUGCAGGCAUUAUACAAUAUUUGGUUUCUUAUUUGUCAUUCUUGGCCAUCAGAAGUAAACAGUCUCAAAUAUAUUUGGAUAUAAAAAGGUUUUGUUGUUUUUCAUUUUUAAAUACAAUUUUGUACAUACAUUCUUUCUAUUUUGUCUUAAUUUGGCAGUCAGGAAGUGAUAUAACUUAGUUACUGUUUACACUAGAAAUUUAGUACCAUAAGUAAUCUGACCCCUGUGAUAACAUUUGUUACUUUGCUUUUAAUGAUUUUAAUAGUUAUGACAGUAGAAUGGUUAUGGAAUUGGAAUUUGAGCCCCAACUGAUUGAGCUUAGCCACUUGGAAAAUUAAGUGUGUAGUUUUUACAUUCCAUUUUAAAACAAGGAGUUGGAAAAAGUGCUGACAUAUUGAGGUCUAAAAUUAGGCCACUUAGCUGAAAUCUGCUUGUCAUGUGGGUGAAAUAUUUUAUUUUUGCAUUUUGAGUCCUAUUCCCACCCCUGUAUAAGGUACAGAGGAGCUUGAAGGGAGUGAGCAGGAAAGGAAUAUUACGCAAACAAGUUUCAGCCAGUGCUGAAUUACCCCAAUUUGAGUCUACUCUGAACAUUAUAUCUUAUUUCUCACCUGAGAAAUGACACAAGGCAAUUCAAAUUUUGUUAUGAUUUUAAAACUCACACUUUAGAAUCUUAUAUCUUAAAUUGUUGAUUGUUUUACAUGCUAGGGACAAAAAUGCCAACAUUUCAUGUAAGGAAACUGCAUAAUCAUGAAAGGUGGAGGAUGUUUCCUAUGACUCUUGAGGUCAAAUUAUGUGUAACGAGCAUUCUUUCCAAGUGACAGAGCAAGACUGUAUUUUAGCUAGGGAGGGACUUAAUGUUAGCUUUUGGAAAAAUGUUUGAAGAAAAUCUGUGGCAACAUUAAUUCAAGAAUGUUAGAUAGCUACUUAAUGAUAAAUUUCCUAACAUCAGUCUUCUUUCCUUUAUAUGGAUUCUAUUCUAGAACAAAAUAGAAAAAAAAAAAAAUUGUAACUAACUUUGCAGAGUGCCUAACAGCAGACUGCAAUGAGGAUUGUAAAAUAAGUUUUCAGCCUUGCAUUUAUCAUAUCUGAUUUGAGGAAAAGGUAAGCUAGAUUUAUAAUUUAUAACUAAUACAAGGCAGUGUUUACAUAAAUUCAUCAUCUCCAAGUCUCUUUCUUGGAAAACUUGGACACAAAAUUCUUUUCCAUUUCUUUUUUUAAUAUGAAACCUAUAUUACAGUUGUGUUUUGUUUUGUUUUGUUUUGUCCAGAAACUCUCCAGAUUUUGUCUUUGUAUUUUUUUUUUCUUGUUAAAAUCUAAACCAUUGGAAAGGUGGUAUUUAUAUUCACAUUUUGGGUAUGAAUGUGGCUAGGUGGAGAAGCUACAUGCCUUAGAUCUAUAUAUUUUUUUGCCCUGUCUUCAGUUGCAGGCUUGUGAAAGCUUAUAAAAUACUGAAAGUUCAGUAUAGAAGGAACCAAGAAGGUUUUGGUUUGGGGAAUGCAAACUGGAGGUUAUAUUGAAAGUCCUCAAUGCAUUUCUCUAUGUUCCUGAGGACAGUGUAGCCUUUUUUGUCUUUUUUUCUUUUUUUAAGUCCAUGCAGGACAUUGUUAACUGAAGGGUAAUUGAAGUUAGUAGAGAGUAGGAGAUUUUGAAGAAGGCACAUUUAUUGUUAUUACUGAAUAAUUUGGGAGAAACCUUUUUUGGCUUUGCUGCAAAAUUCUCAAAUGCCUAUCCUUUCCAUAACUCUCUGUGGUCAGAAUUGCUGGGGUAAAAAUACAGCUUCCAUAUCUGAUUAAGUAUUUUUUUCGUAAUCAGAAAGCAAUGAAGGUAAUCUUAGAACCAGUCAGCUGAAGAAAUGUGGACUGUUCACAACAAAACACCUGUUGACUGAAAGACCUGCUGAUUGUGUAAUGAUUUACACACACCACAAGUGGCUCUUUCUUACCCUGUACCUGCCUGAGUGUUGUUACUUAGAAUUUCAAAAAUCUUACAAUUUGUAAAUGGAAACUGAGGAGCCAAAUCCUUUUAUAGCUUAUAUGAAAGUCUGUUUUAGAGACAUCUGUUUGGAAAGUGUUAUUUAUAUUUCAAAGUCAUAUUCAUAACACUAACCUGCUUUCAGUGUAUUCAGCAAAAGGCAAUUUCAUCAUUAGUUUUAUAGUAAACAUUUUUUAAGGAUUCAUGUUCUAAAAUGCUUGAGAACGUUAACCAUAUUCUUGUUUUAAACUCUGUGAUCUAAUAAAUUUACUUCUUUGAUAGUCUUUGUAGACCUAAGUUAUCCCUUAAAAAAAGUAAUUAUAGUAAUAGUCGUGUGUCAGUUCUUUAAGGUAUUCAGGCAUUUGAGACAAGAAAGUUCUCUUUUAGAAUAGUCCAAUAGCUUUCUUAAGCAGGAUUGGUUUCAUUUAGAUAGUUUCAAAGCCAACAAAGCAUGUCAGUUUUAAUGCCAUCUUUACUCGGUGGUUAAGAUGGUGUGCACUUAUAAAAGUGUAGCCUGAAUUACCCCCUUACCUCUGUAGAGGUGACUUGUUAGUAACAUCAAAAGUCAGACUGCUUCACAUGACAAGUGAGAAAGGAAAGAGGUUGAGGAUUUUUCCCUCUCUGUGUUUGAGAAGCUCUGAAUGACUGAAAUUAUGAUGAAAGUAGGUUUUGGUCUCCCCUCUCACCUACCCCUCACACCCAGUGAAUGCCACCAAUUUCAAGUAACUUAAAUGUGGCCUAUUAUUUUGCAUCAAGUUCAAUAAAAAUAUCUAUGAAAUCUAUAAGCCAUAAUUCAGCUACUGGUAAGGUUGGUUUUUAGAAUAUGUUCUACCCUAAAUUAGCCAAUGGACUUUUUAUUCAGUGUACUCCAUGUUUAAGCAUAAGGAUGUUUUGUGCCUGAUGUGGAGGGAGAAGGAAUACUAUGAUAAUUUUGUUGUUAUUUCAGGUCUGUUUCAGUAUAAACUACUGGCUUAUUAGUUAGUCAUCUUAAAAAUGCUUAAUUUUAAUAAUUUUUUUUGAGAGAAUCUAUGGAUUAUUAGGACAAUUGAAGUAUUCCUGAUAUGGAACAAAGGAAGUGGAAACUGGUACUGAGCGGGGGAAGCAAAAUUAGUUUGCUAAACUAAAGUGGGCAUGUUUUGUUUUAAGAACACUACCUAAAUGUCACUCUAUCCACAGAAAAACUAGUAUUACUUGAAGAUGUGAACGUUCCUGUGGUAGCCAUACCUUGAAGCACAGUAUUGUAUAUAAGUAAAUAUCUUGAUUCUAAAUUAAAUCCAGAUUUAACUAAUAUAUAUUAUUUUAUAUCUUUGUUGUAUUAAAAUGUUUAAAAACACUAAAAAUAAAACAUUUGAAAGUUG